AUCGCAAAUUUUUGUUUUUGCAAGUUAAGGUCGCCUGAAACUAUUUCUGAUGCACUUUGUGGUUUUUAUUGAGCUCUAGCGGAGUUGCCCUGUAUCCUGUGAUAUUUGAAACAAAAUGAAUUAAAUUCAGGAUAGUUGUCAUGAACAAUAUAUAUCCUAAUAAAUUAUUUACAAGAAGAAUCAGAAGAAGAAGAAUCAAAACAAACAUGUUAUAAGUACAAGUAUACACCCAACACAUUGUAGGCAGAGGGAAAUGCCAGAGAGGGGAAGACACCAGGAGAGAGGUGAUGUGUAUGCUGAGUACAAGAGCAGGGACAGGGACUAUUCAUACGAUGGAGACCACACUUCAUAUGAUGCCAGAGGUCGCAACCAUAAGCCAAGAGACAUGGAUGAGAGAGGCUCUGCUGGUGACAGGAGAGCUAAACAAACCAGACAGAGGGACAUGACAACUGCCUCUCAUGUGGAGCCACCUGCUUACAGAGGCGACGGCCAUGAAGGACCCUCAAGAUUGUCCAGAGAGACUUCAGUGUAUCACUCUGAAGGGCAGUAUUAUGAGCGACAGCCCAGGCAAGGGCUUUACGCUCUCAGAUACAUCCUAACCAGUAGAGGUCUCUGCCAGCUUAUGGAGUUCUUUGUGAAUCUCCUAAUUGUCAUCUGUGCCGGAGUGCCAUACAGCAACAACGGAGGUUACCGUGACCUGGCCAGCCUCGGUGGAGUCUACUAUUAUCACUUUGGUGGUGCCAAUGCCUUCACUGGAACUGAUGCAGCCAGGGUGCAGGAGCUGGACCGGCUCUUCCAUCAGCUUAAGAGGCCUCCGUACGUCUUCACUAUGGCCUGCGGCGGUGUUUUAAUGAUCUACGCCUGUGCCAUGCUCGCCCUGGGGAUUUUCAGAGUUACUUACCGCUGGCCUCCUGUGCUGCUCGGGGAGGCUCUGUUGAACCUCCUGAUUGGCCUAUGUUACAUCCCCGCACUGGCUUUCUACUUUAUUAAGCUGCAGGAAACCUACAACAAUCCUAUCUGUAAGGAGAGAGAGCAGAUGUACAAGAGCAAAGGGCACAAGGGCUUUGAGUGCCAGUUUCAUGGUGCAGAUAUCGCAGGAGGUCUCUUCGGGGUGCUGGGAGUGUUUGUUUUUAUUUUUGGAGCAGUGUUAGCUGUCAGGGCUUUCAGGUCAGUGCGAGAGCUAAAGAAGCAAAGGAUGAAUGAGGACAAUAAUUUGUGAGCUGCCUUUUCCCCUUAAAAUAUUGGGAUUGAACAGAAAUCCUUGUGACAAGGAAAUAUAUGUCUUGAUGUAAUUUUGUAUUCACUCUUGAAUAGUUGAAUGGGAUUUGUGAAUUUUUAUCCGCUUUUUAUUAUACUUUGAAGAAGUUUUUUAAUUCCAUUUUGCACAAUGAUUUAUUUUUACCACCACUUUUCUCGUUUACCUACCUGUUUACUGUGGCUGUUACAUUUUUUUAAAUAAAUGUGCUCAGAGGUCCAAUAAAUGACUCAUAUGGAAUAUAAA
Scatophagus argus is the source of this 1501-nucleotide messenger RNA. It is a transcript of the gene marveld3, whose product is annotated as MARVEL domain containing 3. Gene Ontology annotation, cellular component: membrane. The coding region runs from base 254 to 1219 and encodes 321 amino acids. The transcript is spliced from 4 exons. NCBI's taxonomy places the organism in Eukaryota, Metazoa, Chordata, Actinopteri, Scatophagidae. The record is from RefSeq and is a predicted model, not a curated record.